This is a messenger RNA of Cynocephalus volans (Philippine flying lemur), 1646 nucleotides long. RefSeq names its product DIRAS family GTPase 2 (gene DIRAS2). The record is from RefSeq and is a predicted model, not a curated record. Gene Ontology annotation, cellular component: plasma membrane. Lineage: Eukaryota; Metazoa; Chordata; Mammalia; Dermoptera; Cynocephalidae. Gene Ontology annotation, biological process: signal transduction. The coding region runs from base 108 to 707 and encodes 199 amino acids. Gene Ontology annotation, molecular function: GTPase activity; GTP binding; GDP binding. The transcript is spliced from 2 exons.
AGCUCCAGCCCCAGCCUGUGCCGCCCGGGCGCCCCGCAGCAGCUCCGCGCGGAGUGGCGCUCUCCUUCCGCAGGUUUCCUGGUUGGUAGUUGGAGCCCUCAAGCAACAUGCCUGAACAGAGCAACGAUUACCGGGUGGCUGUGUUUGGGGCAGGUGGUGUUGGCAAGAGCUCCCUCGUCUUGAGGUUUGUGAAAGGCACGUUCCGGGAGAGCUACAUCCCGACUGUGGAAGACACCUACCGGCAGGUGAUCAGCUGUGACAAGAGCAUAUGCACGCUGCAGAUCACCGACACAACGGGGAGCCACCAGUUCCCCGCCAUGCAACGGCUGUCCAUCUCCAAGGGGCACGCCUUCAUCCUGGUGUACUCCAUCACCAGCCGGCAGUCCCUGGAGGAGCUCAAACCCAUCUACCAACAGAUCUGCGAGAUCAAAGGGAAUGUGGAAAGCAUCCCCAUCAUGCUGGUGGGGAACAAGUGUGACGAGAGCCCCAGCCGCGAGGUGCAGGGCAGCGAGGCGGAGGCGCUGGCCCGCACGUGGAAGUGCGCCUUCAUGGAGACCUCGGCCAAGCUCAACCACAACGUGAAGGAGCUCUUCCAGGAGCUGCUCAACCUGGAGAAGCGCAGGACCGUGAGCCUACAGAUCGACGGGAAAAAGAGCAAGCAGCAGAAAAGGAGGGAGAAGCUCAAGGGCAAGUGUGUGGUCAUGUGAGUGCCCUUCCCACGGGAGCCCCCACCCCCGCGUGAAGCCCACUGUCGUCAGGGUAGCAUGUACGAUGCCCACGUGUUAAACAUUGCACUUGAUGCAACGUGCCCUCUUGUCCUCAGAUGGCAUCCCCACCACCAGCUGAGAGCCAGCCUUCUCCAGAGUCACAGAAUCUGCCAGGUGGUUAAAAUGAGAACCAUCACAUUCAGCAGCCCAGGAACUGAGAGAGGUGCCAACAAUUUCUGAAGGUGGCGUUGGCCAUUAGGAGAUGGAAGGACUCAUACCCAUGGAAGUGGCAUGUGCUGAGAGGACUAAAUAUCUCCUUGCAUGUGUUAACCCAGAGCUACUGGCACCAACCCCAAACCAGGCUUAUCUCCCUGCUCAGAAGCCAACAGCGUCUUUGGGGGAGGAGGCGAGAAGACCCCUUGGUCCAUUUCAUGGUUUGUUAACUGGAUAAAGAAUAAAAUAACACAGCCUCCUCCAAAGGAUGUUCAUUCUCCAUCCUCACCGGACCUGCUCGGAAUCACACCACCCUGCGCGGUGCCUCCCGUCCCGGAGCCCUAGUCAGUCAGUCCCCUUGUAACCUUCAGCGUAGUUAGUUUCACAGACAGUGACUUCAUGAACAGCGUGCUGCUCUGUCAGAAAUUUUUAAUUUUUGAGGAAGGAUAUCGUGACAUUAUUAAAACAUUGCAAUAACGUUUCUGUGUGUUAUACCUUGAGGUUUUUAGACGUGUGAAGUUUCCUUCUUUUGACCUUUGAGGGGUAUUACUUCUUCUAGCUCUCGGAUUUUAAAUAUAAGUGAAGAAAGUAGCUAUUUGUAGAUAUUUCCCCUCCAAGAUGGUUUUCUUCUCUUAAAUAACUUAAUCUGUACCCAGCUGGGAAACAGCCAACAAAGGCCAUGCUACAAGAAGCACAUCAUUUUUCUAACUGUCACAAACACGUAUA